AUUUACGCGGUGCCUCUGUUCCUUCAACAUUUCUUUCAUCAAACCCUAGGCUCCAAUUCCAUUGAAAUUUGCUGGUUAUCGAAGCUUGAUUUGCUCUGAAAAGUUGACAAUGGCGGCCUCGCAAGCGCAUCUGGACAAGAUGCAACUCCGACAAAACUACAGGAACGUGUGGCACACUGAUCUUAUGAGCACCAUCUCUGCCGAUACUCCUUAUUGCUGCGUUUCGUUAUUCUGUGGACCAUGUGUAUCGUACUUGCUUCGUAAGCGAGCUCUCUAUAAUGAUAUGUCAAGGUAUACAUGUUGUGCUGGAUAUAUGCCCUGCAGCGGAAAGUGUGGUGAAAGUAAAUGUCCUGAAUUAUGUCUUUGCACAGAGGUCUUCUUGUGCUUUGGGAAUUCAGUAGCAUCGACUCGCUUUCUGUUGCAAGAUGAGUUCAAUAUACAAACAACACAAUGCGAUAACUGUAUCAUUGGUUUCAUGUUUUGCCUCCAACAACUCGCGUGCAUCUGCUCCAUUGUUGCUUGCCUUGUUGGAAAUGAAGAACUUAGUGACGCAUCUCAGGCACUCAAUUGCUUAGCCGACAUGGUUUACUGCACGGUUUGUGCCUGCAUGCAGACACAGCACAAGGUGGAAAUGGACAAACGAGAUGGAAAGUUUGGACCACAACCAAUGGCGGUUCCCCCCGCCCAGCAAAUGUCAAGGUUUGAUCAGCCAUAUCCUCCCAAUGUCGGAUAUGGGCAACCGACAUAUGGUGGUUAUCCGCCAGGACCUCCUCCUGCCGCCUAUCCUCCACCGGGGUAUCCAGCUCCAAGUUAAAUAUUGUGAUUUGUGUGUAAAUCUUCCAUUCUUUAUAUUAUUAAAGUUAUUGGCGAGACUAAUCCUUGUGGUUGCUGAGCUUGAGGAUAUAUGAAUAAACUUGUAGAUGUUUGAAAACUUUGAA
Molecule: messenger RNA, 938 nt
Organism: Cynara cardunculus var. scolymus (artichoke)
Lineage: Eukaryota; Viridiplantae; Streptophyta; Magnoliopsida; Asterales; Asteraceae
Exons: 8
Coding region: 110-814 (234 amino acids)
Source: RefSeq, a predicted model, not a curated record